Messenger RNA from Emys orbicularis (European pond turtle), 4746 nucleotides. It is a transcript of the gene HNRNPUL2, whose product is annotated as heterogeneous nuclear ribonucleoprotein U like 2. Lineage: Eukaryota; Metazoa; Chordata; Testudines; Emydidae. The transcript is spliced from 15 exons. Gene Ontology annotation, cellular component: nucleoplasm; membrane. The record is from RefSeq and is a predicted model, not a curated record. Gene Ontology annotation, molecular function: protein binding; RNA binding. The coding region runs from base 1 to 2280 and encodes 759 amino acids.
AUGCGCAGUAACGGCGCGGGCGGCCGAGGCGCUGGGUCGGUCGGAGUUUUUCGCUCGCUGCCUUGUCCCCCCCUUGCCAUGGACGUGAAGCGUCUGAAGGUGACUGAGCUGCGCGCUGAGCUGGGUCGCCGUGGUCUCGACUCCCGUGGGCUGAAGGUGGAGCUUGCCCAGCGGCUACAGGAGGCCCUGGACGCCGAGAUGCUGGCGGCCGGGCCCGAGGAGGGCGGCGCUGCUGGGGCCUGCUCUGGGGUGGAGCCGGGGCCUGCGGGGGGCCCGGUCGGAGCCCAUCCGCGUGGGGAGGGCGACGACGACGAGGACGAAGAGGAGGAGGAGGAAGAAGAAGAAGAGGAGGAGGAGGACGAGGAGGCGCUGUUGGCUGACGAGGAGUCUACGCCGGCCUUGGGCGGGGAGGCCCAGCCUCAGCCCGGGCCCCAGGAAGAGGCGGCCCAGGCCCAGGCGCAGUCCCAGCCCGAGGGGAGCGACGGGGGCGGCAUGAAUGGAGCCGAGCAGACGCAGGAGGAGGGGCCCAGCGGGGACGAGGCGGCGGCGGCCGAGGCUGAGAGCAAAGAGGGGGGCGAGGAGCCCGCGGACGAAGAGGAUGAAGAUAAAUCAAAGCCAACAGGCUCAGAUGGAGAGCGGCGAGGGGUUAAGAGACAACGUGAAGAAAAAGAAGAACAUGGCCGUGCUUAUUAUGAAUUCCGAGAGGAGGCUUACAAUAGCCGGUCUAAGUCUCCACCACCACCAGAAGAGGAACCGAGAGAGGAAGAUGAUGAAACUGUUGUGAUCCUGGACACAUAUACAUCUGAUCUCCACUUCAAAGCCAGCAAGGACCGCUAUGGAGGACAACCUCUCUUCUCAGAGAAGUUCCCCUCCCUUUGGUCUGGGGCAAGGAGCACCCAUGGAGUGACAAAGGGGAAAGUCUGCUUUGAGGCAAAGGUAACACAGAAUCUCCCAGUGAAGGAAGGCAGUACGGAGGUCCCGCUUCUUCGGGUUGGAUGGUCUGUGGAUUUCUCUCGUUCCCAGCUAGGUGAGGAUGAGUUUUCUUAUGGCUAUGAUGGACGAGGGUUGAAGGCUGAAAAUGGGCAGUUUGAAGAGUUUGGUCAGCCCUUUGGGGAGAAUGAUGUGAUUAGUUGCUUUGCGAACUUUGAGAGUGAAGAGGUGGAGCUGUCCUUCUCCAAGAAUGGGGAGGAACUGGGAGUGGCCUUCCGGAUCAGUAAAGAAUCUCUCGCUGACAGAGCCCUCCUGCCACACGUGCUGUGCAAAAACUGUGUGGUUGAAUUGAACUUCGGUCAGAAGGAGGAGCCCUUCUUCCCAAUUCCUGAGGAAUAUGUGUUCAUCCACGCCAUCCCGGUUGAGGACCGAGUGCGCACGCCUCUUCCGCCCAAAACCACAGAGGAGUGUGAGGUACUGCUGAUGGUUGGACUGCCAGGGUCUGGGAAGACCCAGUGGGCACAGAAGUACACCCAGGAAAAUCAAGAGAAACGAUACAACAUCUUGGGAACAGAGACUGUUCUCUACCAGAUGAGGACAAAGGGCCUUGAGGAUGAAGAGAUGGAUCCCAAGAGCCGAGACCUGUUAAUCCAGCAAGCUGCCCAGUGCCUUAGCAAGCUGGUCCAGAUUGCUCCCAGGGCAAAGAGAAACUACAUUCUUGAUCAGUGUAAUGUGUAUAACUCUGGCCAGCGACGGAAGCUGCUUGCCUUCAAGGGUUUCUCUCGCAAGGUGGUUGUGAUUGUCCCCAAUGAGGAAGACUGGAAGAAGAGGCUGGAGCUGAGGAAGGAGGUUGAGGGGGAGGAUGUGCCUGAAUCGGUGAUGCUGGAAAUGAAAGCUAACUUCUCACUUCCGGAGAAGAGUGAUUACUUAGAUGAGGUGAUGUAUGAAGAGCUGGUGAAGGAGGAGGCCCAGCCACUGGUCACCAAAUACAAGGAGGAGGCCAGAAAACUGCUCCCUCCAUCUGAGAAACGGGCAAACCGUCGCAAUAAUCGCAACAAGCGCAACCGUCAGAACCGCAACCGUGGCCAGGGAUAUGUUGGUGGACAGCGCCGAGGUUAUGACAAUCGAUCUUAUGGACAGCAGCAGUACUGGGGGCAGCCUGGAAACAGAGGAGGUUACCGUAACUUCUAUGACCGGUACAGAGGGGACUAUGAUCGAUUCUACGGACGCGAGUAUGAUUACAACAGAUACCGAGAUUACUACAGGCAGUACAACCGGGAGUGGCAGAACUACUACCAAGACAGAGACCGAUACUACAGGAACUACUACGGAUACCAAGGAUAUCGGUGAAAUCCCAGCCGACUUCACCCUUCAGCCAAGAAGCUGAAUCUGUGGAGAUUAUCAUUUGCUGAUCUAGCUUUGGGGUGAUGUGUGGGGCUCUGCCCACAGUGAUUCUGGAGUCUAGUGCUCUUCAAUGACUGGUGGAGAAGGGAUCGUUUCCACCUUGGAAAAUCUGGCAGAGUUCCACGUUCCUGCUGUUGUCUCGUCUGGCAGUGCUGUGCUGGCUGGAUGUAACGUAUCCCUGGCCAAAGGCUUUGCUUUUUAGCCGAGCAAUUUGCUUCACCCCCCUGGCUAUUAAAUUUCCCUGAAAGCUUGUAAGUGGAAUCAUGAGCUGUUUUUUGGCAGAAGGAAGCACAGGAAUUUAGAAUGCCAGUCCCUAAAUUCUCGGUCUUCCCUGGCCAAAGCAGACUGUCUUGGUGAGACUCUGUUCUCUUCCCCUCUCUCCCUCCCCCCCGCCCCGAGGCUAGCAGGCUUGGCCAGGUGCUGAAUCAUCUCUGUAUAGUGUCUGUCCUCUUUAGUGGAAGAGAAGGAACAUUUCUCAGGGUUUCUGCUGGAUCUUUUCUUCAUUAGAGCGUAAUGUGUGUGUAUAUAGGCAACCCAUGCAGUGUGUAACCUUCACCUGUGAGGAGAUAGUGCUGAGAAUAGCAACAAUUUUAUACCGUAAGAAGAGGGCACAGUUGUUAAAGUGCUCCUGUGGUUUUGAUAAACUGGUAGAGCGUGUAUAUAGGAAACUAGGGAAGGCGAUUGAGUGCAGUAGUGAACCAGCCUGAAGUGGGUGGGUGAGUGUGUGUGUGUGUGUGUGUGUGUGUGUGUGUGUGUGUGUGUCCUGCCCUCCCUUCCCCUCCCCAUGGCUUGAAAACAAUAGGGUUUUGACUUUGAUAUACUCUUUAGCUGUGAAGUCUAGUCCCACAAGAGGGGAGGGGGGUUCCUGAGGACACUGUGUGAAGGAGGAUCCCUUCAGUGCUUAGAGCGUGCUUCAGUAUAAAAUUUGGGUUGUCCUCAGUCUUCAGAAUUUCUGUAAGAUUGGGUGGGAGGAGGGGGCAUAAUUUCAGAAAUUACUCCUUUCCCAGGCAAAUAGUUAUAUGUGUUGGGGGGAGGAAAGGGGGCAGCUACUUCUGUAGGGUGUAGGGAGUGCAUUCAUGGCAGAAGUGAAUGUGGCUGGCUUGUAUUUUUUGGGCGGGGGUGGGGGAUUUAUUUUCCCAUUAUGAAAUUUAGCAUUGAUCUUUACUUUUGUUUCAUUCUCAUCAGUUUGUCUCCCGCCCUGCGAUUCUUCCCCCAUCCUUCUUUCCCAGUGAGGACAGGAUACCCUCUUAGGAAGUGAAUUGUAAAUACUCUUGGUUCUGGUCCUAUAGCCUUGGAUUUGGCUAGGGAGCUAAUUAUGUCCAGUCCCCCUGUUCCUUUCCUUCCCCGCUUGAAGAUUAUCUUCUACUCUCUGUGAUUUGCUGUUUGAAAUACAAACAUUUUAAUUUGUUUUAAAAAUUGAAUUUUUUUAUUCUCUGCCUACCAUUGCAAGCUGCCCUGUCUCCAAUGCCCAUUGUCACAUCCCAGCCCAGACUAAACCCCUCCAUCCAGACCAGGACAUGGUGAGACAUGGCUCUGCCAGCACCAGAGAACACAGGUAACAGGUCGCUGGGAUCUCCCAGCCCUGUGCCACUUCCCAAUGCAAGAACUAGUGAGAAGCAGAGUUCUACUGUCUCCAACUGCGGUGCCGCAUGUGUGUAUCUGAACGUGUGACUGUGUGACGACCGUUUUUAUAACAAAGCAACUGGUAUUUUAAAUGAUGCUUCAGGCCACUAGAAAAUACUCUUGGGACAGGGGUAAAGGGGAGAAAGCAGGAGCCUGCAGUAGCUGUGUGCUGGCAAGGGUGUUCGAUGCUUUGGUAUUUUUAAAAAGUUCCUUCUUGGGGUGUGCUUUCCAAGCGGUGGGGCACAGGCAGCCUCCAGUGUGCAGAUCCUCCACAGCUUCAUUGAGUUUGGGGGACAUGGAGUAACUGGCACUGGAGCCAGGAAAGCUUAAAUCACUUCAGGAGGCACUGUCAUCGUUAACAGAAUAACUUUUGAAGCUAUAGUCCUUUUUAAAUAAAACCUGUUUUUCUGGGGAUGACUAGAACUGCCACAUCCUUGUCCGUAAGACCAAGAGAUCUUAGCGACUUCAGUAGAUGUCUUUUUCUGCACAUUUUUGUUAAAAAAAAGAGAAAAAAAAGAAAAAUUAAAUGGUAAACAAGGAAAUGCAGCCUGUUUUAGAUCUGUUAGUGUUUCAUGAUUGUACGUCUUAGUUGCUGUAGAUGGAAAGCUUGAGAGAACAUGAAGGCUGUAAAUGUUUUUACAAACUGUAAAACGUUUUGAAGUGGCCAGUAAAAGGGUUUUACCAUUGAACAUGUAACUGUGUGGUUGUUUACAUCUGUAACUUUCCUUCAGAUUCUGGCAAAUGUAGGCAAUAGCUUCCAUUUUUAGAAUAAAUAACCAUUGGCUUGAC